CGUCACUAAUGACAGCAAGAACUUGUUUUGUUGAAUAGAAUCGUGGACGUACAGCUGACGGUGAAUUACAAGUAAUUUACCAAAGCUUUCUUUAUUAAAACAAUGUUAUAAACCUUCAAAAAUGGUAGACGAAGGUACAAGGAAGACUCUAGGCAGCAUACCUUUGCUGAAAACUAAAGCAGGUCCAAGAGAUAAGGAAUUAUGGACGACACGACUAAAGGAAGAAUAUCAAGCACUAAUUAAGUACGUCCAGAACAAUAAAGAAGCAGACAAUGACUGGUUCCGGUUGGAGUCGGAUAAGACUGGCACUCGGUGGUUCGGCAAGUGUUGGUACAUUCACAACUUGCUCAAGUAUGAGUUUGAUCUAGAGUUUGAUAUUCCCGUGACCUACCCGACCACGGCGCCGGAGCUAGCUCUGCCGGGGCUGGACGGGAAGACGGCUAAAAUGUACCGAGGCGGGAAGAUAUGUCUCACCGACCAUUUUAAGCCGCUGUGGGCCAGGAACGUGCCCAAGUUUGGGAUAGCGCAUGCGAUGGCUCUGGGCUUGGGUCCAUGGUUGGCCGUUGAAAUACCCGACUUGAUAGAAAAGGGGAUAGUUAAAUAUCAAGAGAAAUCAGAAGAAGCGAAAUGACCUGUAUAUAUUGUUAAUAUUAAAUAUUUUUAUAUAU
Zerene cesonia (dogface butterfly) is the source of this 668-nucleotide messenger RNA. It is a transcript of the gene Ufc1, whose product is annotated as ubiquitin-fold modifier-conjugating enzyme 1. Gene Ontology annotation, molecular function: UFM1 conjugating enzyme activity. Gene Ontology annotation, cellular component: cytoplasm. The transcript is spliced from 4 exons. Gene Ontology annotation, biological process: protein K69-linked ufmylation. Bases 122 to 631 code for a protein of 169 amino acids. The record is from RefSeq and is a predicted model, not a curated record. NCBI's taxonomy places the organism in Eukaryota, Metazoa, Arthropoda, Insecta, Lepidoptera, Pieridae.